This is a messenger RNA of Phalacrocorax carbo (great cormorant), 2270 nucleotides long. Lineage: Eukaryota; Metazoa; Chordata; Aves; Suliformes; Phalacrocoracidae. The record is from RefSeq and is a predicted model, not a curated record.
GGAGGUACCGGAGAGAGCUGUGGUGCGGCGGGCGGUGCUGGGCAUGUGGAAACGGACACGGGGUGUUGGAAAACAAUGAACAGGCCCUGCGGGCUGUCCGUGGUGCGUGGCUUUUCUUGCCCGGCACACCAUAGGAGUGCACAGUGUUUCCAGUGGAAAUAAGCCUUCUGCUUCUGUGUGAGGCCUGUGUUUCUCCUGUCGCCCAGGCUUUUAGAACAAGUUAAAGCCAUGGCGCUGAAACAGGUUUCAAGCAACAAAUGCUUUGAGGGUUUCCAGAAGGUGUUUGAACAUGACAGUGCAGAGCUAAAAUGCAAAAUGAAAUUUGGAAUCUACUUACCUCCAAAAGCAGAAACUGGAAAGUGUCCUGUGCUGUAUUGGCUCUCGGGGUUAACUUGCACAGAACAGAAUUUUAUAACAAAAGCUGGUUUUCAUCAGGCUGCAGCUGAACACGGCCUUAUUGUAGUCGCACCAGACACAAGCCCGCGUGGCUGCAAUAUUGAAGGAGAAGAUGAAAGCUGGGAUUUUGGCACUGGUGCUGGUUUUUAUGUGGAUGCCACUGAAGAUCCUUGGAAAACAAACUAUAGGAUGUAUUCCUACAUAAAGGAUGAGCUGCCUAAACUAAUAAAUGCCAAUUUUCCAACGGACCCUGAACGGAUGUCUAUUUUUGGGCAUUCCAUGGGAGGUCAUGGAGCUCUUAUUCUUGCUCUGAAGAAUCCUGGGAAGUACAAAUCUGUAUCAGCAUUUGCUCCUAUCUGUAACCCAAUUCAGUGUCAGUGGGGGAAGAAAGCCCUUGGUGGAUAUCUGGGAUCAGAUGUAAGCAAAUGGGAGGCAUAUGAUGCUACACAACUUGUGAAAUCCUAUCCAGACUCUCACCUGGACAUCUUGAUUGAUCAAGGCAAAGAUGACCAGUUCCUAUCGGCGGGCCAGUUAUUGCCUGAUAACUUCAUUGCUGCCUGCACAGAGCGGAAAAUCCCAGUAGUCUUCAGACUGCAGCAGGCAAGUUGCUUCUGCACUCCUUGAUUGUUGGGUUGUAGCUUUGUGAUUUUUGGGUCUGUGUGGUGCAGGUAGUGAAGAGAGCGUCUCUUAGUGGGGCGUGCUGCCACUUGACUGUGAGUCUGUCCCUGGCCAAGUGGGGAGGAGGGUGCAAAGUGACAUUUUCCUUCCCGCCAGCCAUCAAGGAGUGCAAUAUCCAUCAGAUUCAGCUGCAUUUCACCACUAGGUGGGGUCACGGUUUUAGUUUCAACAAGGCGAUCCCUUGAUGGUAACUCAAGCAGCCAGUGGGCGGCUGAAUUUUAAUUUUUAAUUAAAAUUUUUAAUAAGUGUCACAGUCACUCUAUGGACAACGUGACAGACGUCCUUCUGCUGGAUUCCUUAUCUGUACUGUGGGUAUUGUGUUCAGCGUAAUACUUUGUGAUUUAAUUUGCAUGUGUUUGUGUAGAUCAGGAAAGGUGUGGAAUUGCUUGAAAUGUUAGAUUCAUUUAAACACCCAGGUGGAAGGAUUGCUCUUUCCUGUAGUGCAGUGACCCAGAACAGCCCUGUCCGGAGAGCACCGGAGUCUUUGUAAGCAACUGACAGCUUCAAGUCAGACCCAGCCCUGCACCAAAAGAUACAGUUAGUGCUGACAAAGUGGAGUAGUUCAGAGGUUUACAUGUCACUUUAGCAUAGUGCUGGAGCAACAAUUCAGACGUGGGCUUGGUUCUCCUGAUGCCCUGCGAUUUACCGGUAAGACAAUGCUGGUGAGGAGAACUGUCCUCUCAGAUUGCGUCCUGCUCGCAAGUGACACUUGCUCUUGCCCAUCUCCCACUUACGCCCCCAGAUCAGGGCAGGUUAAGGUAUAUUCUGUUUGUUUAGCUUCCCAGUGUUCACAUAGACUUCACCUGUUAGUUAGGUAUCCUUUACAGUUUCUAUAUAUAAUACAAGUACUUUCGAUUUCUUAAACCAGAUCAAACCAGGAGAGUCAUUAACUUUCCUAGAAGAGAGCUUAGCAUGAUUGCUUUGCCGUGAACUCUUUGUAUUUGCUGAUUUCUUUGUUGUUCUUUUCUAGGGUUACGAUCACAGCUAUUUUUUCAUUGCUACAUUUAUUAAUGACCACAUCAAACACCAUGCAAAAUACCUCAAUGCUUGAACGGUUUGGAUGUGUGCGUCGUCUGUCUGACAUGAAUCAAGGGGUAGAGGUGAACUAAACAAAAAUCAUUUGCUGAAGUAGUGUCUGUAAAAUGGAGUUCUUCUGAUUGUACUGCUAAGAAAAAUAAAAGUCCCACUUAAUUUGA